Molecule: messenger RNA, 6291 nt
Organism: Pseudozyma flocculosa PF-1
Lineage: Eukaryota; Fungi; Basidiomycota; Ustilaginomycetes; Ustilaginales; Ustilaginaceae
Exons: 1
Coding region: 1-6291 (2096 amino acids)
Biological process (GO): phosphatidylinositol dephosphorylation
Molecular function (GO): phosphatidylinositol-4,5-bisphosphate 5-phosphatase activity
Source: RefSeq, a predicted model, not a curated record
AUGCCUAUAGACCGACCUGGGCCCUCGCCCGCGCCCGCCAUGUCCUCGUCCAAUCGCACAUCUUCGCUUCCGAGUCCGCCGCCAGGGAUGCCUUCGACUGCAACCGCGCCUGCGGCUAUGGCUCCUUCGGCAUCGCUGCAGCCACCACCUUCAGAGCUCCAGCAGCAGCGGAGGAGGCGCAUCUCGGAAAAGGCCAUCUCCCUACUGCGCAUCGGCGGCGGCGGCGGCGGCAGAUCGAGCAGGCGCCAAAGCCAAAGGGACGGCGGCGCUUCCGAGACGGCUUCGAUCGCCUCGGGCCGCUCCGAUAUCACACCAAGGGGAUCAUCCGACGUGAGGCUAUCGCAGGAUGGCAGGCCUCUCUCCUACCAGCCUCGCAUCAGACCUCCGUCCUUGCAGCCACCGACCUCGGCCGUUGCAGCAGCCCCCACCAAUCAGGCACCGCUGCCUCAAUCGCGCCUGUCGGCCCCGCAGCAGCUUCGCAGCCCUCCGCGUGCGUCACAGUCUGCGCAGGCCGAGAGCUCCCUCCACGCCCGCCUCCAAGCCCUCCUGCACGACGAGCAGCAGGACGCCGCCUCAUCGCCUCAGAUAGAGAUCGAAGCGGCCCGUCCCGAGCCGCACCGAGCGGUCUCAGACGCCACCACCGUCGGAGGCAGCUCGGGCUCACCUAGCCAAGCCCGGCAGGUUGCUGACACGAGCUCGAGCGGCAGUAGCAGACCCGCCCGCGUGCCUCACCGCCGGUCCGAGUCGACGCUCAAGAGGUACCUCGACCUGCCGGACCAUGCCGCGGGCUCUGCGAGUCGCUCCACGUCUGUGCCGCACAAGCAUACCAAGAAGCGCAAGGUCAUUCGCGGCGCCGUGCCGGUGGUGCCCUCGCUGGCCCUUUCAGCCGCUGUGGCCGACAAGAUCUCGCCCGUCACCCUGUCCGACCCGCCCUCGGCCGUCGCAGCUUCUCCUGCCUCGUCGAAACCCUCAUCCGCGCCAUCGCGCUCGUCGAGCCUGGGUCUGCCGGCCAAGGACAACGCCGGUCCUCCGACUGGGGAUGUCGCUACCACGUCCGAGCUCCUCGCUGAGCCGCAAAGGCUGCAAAGGCCCAGCGUCAAGGUCCGCAUCGUGACCUGGAACAUGCACGAGAGCUUGCCCAAGGGCGACCUCGAGGUCCUGCUCGGCAGGCCCGGCGUCUAUGUCCCUCCCGAAGAAGGCUGGGACAUUGCGGCCAACAGCGAAGCCGAGGAUGCGGCCGACGACAGCGAAGACCACGACCGCGACGACGACCGCGACGAUGACUGUGGUGGUGCCGCUCCUGCUGCCACCGCCAAAAACGCUGCGGGACCCGCCGCGGGCAGCGACGAAGCCGCUCCCACCGGCAACGAGACCGACAAGACGCCCCAAGGUGUUGCGAGCAAGACAGCAAAAGCGAAGCGCGGCCGCUACGUGAUCGGGCAAGAGACGACGCCGAGGAGGGACCGCAUCCCGCCUCUUCCGCACGACGACGAGCAUCCUUACCACCUGCUCGUCAUUGCGGGCCAGGAGUGCCCCUGGGGCGAUGGCAAGAGGCUCGCCACCGGCGUCGGCCUGGCAGGCGAGCUGGGCGACAUCGGAAAGCAAAAGGCCAGAGCGGCCAAGGAACGGGAAAAGGAGGCGCGAGAACGCGAGAAGGAGCGUUCGAAGGCCAAGGACAAGGGCAAGGACAAGGACAAUAAUGCCCCUCGACCGCUUGCGCCCGGCGACACCGACACAGACGGCGGCAGCGACGGACACAAGGCCGGACUCGGCGGUCCAUCUGAUCCGACGGGCUUUCCCUUCCAUGCAGCGAGCCAAGCGCAGCCGCCAUGGAACGGCGCGCCGCUGCUAUCACCGUUGAUUGGCGGCACAGAAGCGGCUAGGUUUGCCGGACCUGCUAGCACCCUGCCUCCUCCUCCUCCUCCUCCUCCUCCUGCCACGCCGGGAUCCACAUCGCUGAUCGAAGGCGUGGGUGAAAAGGUGACUUCCGCCGCCACGGGCAUCGCCGGAGGCUGGACCGGCCUCGGCGGCAAAGGCUGGAGCGACAUGUGCGAGGACUGGUUCUGCCGUGGACCCUCGACGUCCGGCAGAGACAAGGACCGGGCCCUCUUGAGCGGCGCCCUCCUCGCCCGUGCCCUGGCCCACUCGCCAUCCAAGAAGGAUCUCUUGCUCAACGACAGGAGGCUGUCGAGCAACAGGGCGGGCAACGUCCAGUCCCAGCCCGGCACUCCAGACCUGUCCCGCGCCGCAAGUCCGGACCCGGUGUGGAGCCUUCCCAGCACACCCGGCCCCUCGACGCCGCAGCUGCAGGCCGCCGACCUGCAGGCGACCUCGUCCGCCCCCGGCUUCUCGCCGCGUGCCGCUUUGCGCAGCAAGAAGGACGUGCCCAAGCUGCGGCUCAAGGUCGACAGCCUUGGGCUGGAGAAGAAGGGCAGCGAAGGCAUCUUUCAAUCGCCAGUCGAGUCCAACAGCGCCGUGACACGGCCCAGAUCGCCCCUGUCGAUGCCUCACCCGGAUCACAAGAAGCACGAUGCAUUGGCGGCCUUCCCGUCCGCCGUCCCACCGUCCAAGAACCUGCUCUCUGUGCCCACAGCGCCGUCCUUCAUCCGGAGCAGCAGCAGCAGCAGUGUUGCCUCGGUCGAGGAGGGCGCCAAAGGCGGGCCCGACACCGCCAAGCCGAGCCCUGGCCCACGCCCGUUGCCGUUCAGGUCGCCGUCGCCAGCCAUCUAUCCGGCCGAAGCUCUCCGAUCGGACUCGGGAGAGCAUGGGCUUGGCUUCCUCGGCCCGUCCGCCAUGCCCUCGAAGAGCCCGUCGUCCGAGAGGCUGGCGGCGCUCGCCAAGCAGCACGGCGUGCCGCCCCUCAGCAGCGAUGUGCCGCGGAUGCCAGACGGCACGCCCAAGGCGCUGGGGCCCUACGAGCUCGUGAUCAAGGAGCGCAUGAUGGGCUGCUACAUGGCCGUCUACGUGUGGCGCGGAUGCCGCGAUCGCAUCCGCGGCGCCAGCCGCUCCCACGUCAAGGACGGUCUCGCCGGCCGGCUCGGCAACAAGGGCGGCGUCGGCAUCAGCGUCAAGCUGGGCGCCACCCGUUUGCUCUUUGUCAACGCCCACCUCGCCGCCCACGAGGGGCGCGUCGCCGUCCGCCUGGCCAACGUCGCCAAGAUCAAGGCGGCGCUCAAGGUGGACUCGUUCCUACCGCCCGAGGAUCCGCGAUCGAAGCUCGAAGACAUCACCGAGCAAUUCGACCACUGCUUCUGGUUCGGCGACCUCAACUUCCGCAUCGACAUCUCGCGACACCACGCCGACUGGCUGAUGAUGCACAAGCGGUACGACCAGGCGCUGGCCUUUGACCAGCUCGGCAAGGUCCUUCGCGAGGGCGAGGCUUUCACCGGCUUCAGCGAGGCCCCCAUCGACUUCCCGCCCACCUACAAGUACGACGUGCUCAAGACGCUGAAGCCCAAACGCAAGAAGACGGUCACGGAUCGCAUCCUCCAUCGUCGCACGGGUAGCAAGAGCGGCAAGGAGAUCUUUGCGCCGCUAGCCGAAAGCAGCGGGGAAGCCAACAGCAGUGUCGCCGUGGCUCGAGGGCCUGCAGCCAGCGCCGUGGCCGUGCCCGCAGCUGGCGCGGCCGUCGUCCCACCGGAUUGUGACCCCACGCUGACCGAGGACGACGCGGUUGCGGACCAGUCGGCGCAGGAGGACGCAGCCGGUGUCAGUGCCUCCGUCGCCGUCCCGAUCGCUCGUAAGCGGAGCGACUCCUGGACCGUCGACGGCAAGGUUGCGACAACGCCCCUGAUGCCAUCCUCGUCGCCGGGGAAGCCUGUAAGGAGGGUCAGUCGCAGUCGGAAAGCCGCCCAGGCCCAGCUGGAACGUGCAGCCCAACUGCAGGGGCAGGAUGGGACCGCCCUGACCGACGACGACACCAGCUCGAUUUCGUCGUCGGCGUGGGAUUCGGUCGGAUCCUCUUCGGGCUUCGCCACCAACUUUGUCCUGGCAGGUGGCGCAGAGGUGGCGAGGCAGGAGACGACGCUGUCCGAGGCCGAGCAGGAGGCACAGAACCGCCGCAUCGUCGAGGAAAACACGCAGGCCGCUCAGGGCCGGAAGCUCUUCUCGCAGGGCGCCGCCAUCAAGGCUAAGAUCCGCAUCCUCGACUUUGUCAAGAACGCUACCGGCCAGCGACCUUCGAGCGCACCAGACUCGGCUGGGCAGGUGCCUCGCGACGACGAUUCGCUCAGCCCGCGCCCCUACCAGGGCCGACGACGGUCGAGCUCCAACUCCAAGGGCUAUUCGGCUGACUCGGAAGUUUCGCGCUACGCUGCCGCCGAGCCGGUCGUUAUUGCCGGCCUGGCCAGGCAGAACAGCGUCGUGUCGGCCAAUAGCCGGCGCAGAGACUCGGGCUCGGGCUUCUCCCACAUGAGCCACUCGUCGCUGCAUCCUUCGUCGGCCAACCUCGGCACCAGCCUCGCCACGCAUUCGUCCUCGUCCGACGGCCACGGCAUCUCUCAUGUCGCUUCCGGCCCGGACGCCCCAGCUGCGGCCACUGGCAGUGGGGCAGGCCUCGACACGGAUCGGGCCACGAGCAGCGCGGGAACUGCUGUGGACGCCAACGGCGACAAGCGCGGCUUGAAUCGCUCGACCUCGCAGAGCACCCAGCUAUCCCGGUCCACUUCCAACGCCUACAGUCUGGCAUCGGAGCAGCAGCUGAGCCCGCUCCGCGAGCAGCCCUACGACACCAGCGCCAAGCAGCGCGUACCGUCAUGGUGCGACCGCGUCCUCUUCAGGAGUACGGUCCCGGUCGCAGACGACAGUAGCGACGACGGCGACAGCGAAAGCGACGAUGGGUCAAGCCAGCGGCGGCGCGACUCUGGAGCGCAUGAGGGGCUUGGCUCGCGUGUGGGCACCGCCCUCACCAACGCCUUCCUGGCGCCGCUCAAGCAGGCGGCAGAGCGGCGGCAAGCCAGCCGCCAGACGAGCACCUCUUCCGCCUUGAUGGCCGCUGCGGCCGCCUCAUCCUCCAUCACCUUUGCUGAGCCUGAGCUGGCUGCUGCAAAGCCGACACUCGACCCGGCCCUCCGAGUGCCCGCCCGGGCUCGCGCCGUCUCGCAUGGUGCUGCAUCCAACGCCGGCGCAAGCCCGGACAAGGCGAGGUCCUCGCAACAGCUGCUGCAGCGCCUGCUCCACCCCAAGCGCCGCUCGUCAAAGAAGCUGAAGCCCAGCCGUACCAUCGAAGCGCCCUCGUCGUCGUCAUUGACAGCUUCUUCGUCGUCGUUGCUGCGACCAGGCGAUCGGCCGGCGGCCCUCGGCAUCCACGACAAGAGGGCCAUCAGCGCAGUCGACCUGCCGUCGCAGGUCCGCGAGCGGGAUAGGCAGUUUGAUCUCGCUUCGCCGUCGUCGGACUACCAGCAUCAUCUGCUUCCGUCUCCGCUGGUGUCGACGGCUUCGACGCUCGACGCAGCCGUCGCUCGAGCUCCAUCGGCCACGACCGACAGCGCACCGACACGCCCGCUAUCGCCCUUGGAAGGGCGCAACGCCGCGCAGAAGAGUCGCCCGGGAUCCUUGCACUCGGUCGAUGCUGCGUCGCCCAAGGAGACGAGGCCCGCCGUCAUCAGCAAGCUCUCGUGGAAGGCGAGCCCGACGAGCGAGACGCACGAGGGCGCCACCCCUUGGCCUUCGUCGCCAUCGGCGUCCCGUGCUGCCAGCCCUUCGCGGCGCCGAACGGCAAGCCCGCGCACCUCGGCUUCCCACGAGCGCUCCGCCUCGCCCAGGCGACCACGCGGUCGGCGGACAGGCUCCGAGACGAGCAUCGGUAGCGGUGCGACGCCGCACCGUCACCGCCAUCUGCCUUCAUCGCUGACGCCUCUGUCCCGGCAUUUUGCGAAUCACGAGUCGCCGAAGGCAGCGGCGGCCGCAACGACAGUCGGGGCGGACGACUUGGCGGUCACGACGGAUCGCAACAGUCACGCCCCUGCCGACGAGGCCCCGCCUAGCCCGCCGACGGGUCCAUCGAGGCUGUCGGGAGGCUGGUGGAUGAACCACCUGUCGCACCAUCUGCCGUCGUUCCUCACUCCGGCUCUGACCGCGCUGCGCAGUGGGCACGAGCACGAUGUCGAGGUCGAGGCCGAUGGACGUGCCUCCGGUGAUGGUGGUCGGAGCCCUGCGCCUCAGCUCGUGGGACCCAAGAAGGGCCACAUCGAGUGCCUGCUCUACAAGAGCCUCGACGACCGAGAGAUGCGGAUCCUCGAAGGCCGAUCCGACCACCGUCCCGUCAUCUUUGUGGGCGCCAUCGGCAUCUAG